UAAUUUCCAAACGGCAAUAGCUAAUAGGUCAAUUUUAGUAAAGCAACAUUAAUUUAUAGCAUCAAGUGUGACAGAUAUGAGGGCUAUAAAGGCCUACACCCACUGAUAUUUUUUUACACCAGUACUGACAAGUAAAGUUGUAUAGAUUCCAUAGAAUUAUAAAAAGGGCGCGUUUCUUUUUCAAAAAUCGCUGAAUCGUGGAAUAUGGCGAAGGGUUAAAAGUUAAUCCGAACAUCAACAACCAAGAAGCAUAGAAAUUAGAAGAGAAAUACGGUUUUACAAAACGUGAGAAAAUUAAGCGAACAGGGAUUUUUGAAGGUGCAGAUCUAUGUGCUGUCUGGUACAAUUUCAGUCCAAUGCAUCCAGUGACGUGUAUACAACAUCUGUCGUAUACUGUUAGGCCUAGAUCUGCGGAACAUCGGUAUUGAAGAUCCACUUUUCAAGCCGUAUUACGACUGGAAUAAUGUUAAGUGCUGGUAUUAGAAACUUCUGUUGCAUUUGUACUUGUAUGAAAGUGUCAAAUUAAGAAAACCCAAUGUGCUGUAAGGUGUCUACUUUAGCAUAAGUCAAGGCCAGAUGAUUUCUCUUUGAUUUGACAGCAACCUUGUGCAGCUAAUCAUCAUGGAAGAUAUGUCCCCAAACUUGACCAUGAGCCCGAGUAACCAAGACUCAUCACAUCACAAGCUCCUAGAAUACUACCUAUCGACGGCGAGUUACUACAUCAGCUACAUCGGCAUCGCCGUGGCUCUUUUCGCUAUGGGUUGCAUCAUCUCCAUCAAAGAUUUCUCCGAUAAAGACAAACACAUGUCAAAAAGUGUCGUCAUAGGAAUCGCCUUCCAAUCCGUCUUCCAACCCCUGAUCGGGUACGGGCUCGCCGUCAUACUGCAUUUGGAUGUCAACGAAGCAAUGGCCAUGAUCAUCCUGGCAUGUUGUCCGGUAUCACCCUUCUGUGCCGUGUUCGUCUACUAUGGGGAAGGUGUCGUCAUUGUCGGGUUAUCUCUCGCCAUGUUCUCCACAGCCCUAUCCGCAGGGCUGAUUCCGUUUUGGUUCUCCGUCCUCUCUCGAACCUGGACACGGGAGUAUAUCGUCAUUGGCCCUCCAUCUGACAUCGGUCUUGCCGAACUGGAAAUAUUCAUACCCACAGCCCUGGGUCUUUUGUACAAGAGAGUACAUGGGAAGAAGAAAGCACGGCUAAUGGCCAAGGUUUGCAGCAAUGCUUUCUGGGUGGCCGUCAUCAUCAGUCCUAUCCUGAACGGCAUCGCCUAUCCCCAGGACUUUGUCGCUGACUGGCAUGUAUGGACCGGCGCCUUCGUCCUCCCCUUAUCCGGCUUCUUCUGCGGCCUCCUCCUCUCCCUCUACUUCAACCUCCCCUUUCAAGUCUGCAGCGCCAUCUCGCUGGCUGUCGGCACGCCCAACUGGUUCAUCGCCAAGAGUCUCGCCACCAGGUUCUUUUCCGAGGACGAGGAGACCCUCCACGGUGUCUUCGCGCUCCUGUCCAUCAUCAGUAUCACCCUACCCAUCGAAGGGUUCAUUUGGUCUAUCAUGUUCCGCAGCAUCCAGGAAUUCUUCAUGGAGUUGUCUCCCAAGUGCUGCUGCAACGAUGCGGAUGAUGAUGACGAUGAUGACGAUUUUGCUAUCAUAGAAAUGGAUGAUGCGGCAUCUCCACCACCAGUGGAAAUUAAAGUUUCUCACCAUUUUGAUAUUGAUGAGACUGAAGCUUGAUCUAUAGCAGGAAUUGAACUCCUAAAUCAGCUUGCUUGCUCCCAUCUCUAGUUCCGAGGAGAAAAGUGGUUACUGAUAAGAUGCAGAAGGACAUUCUUAUUGCCAAUAUAUAAUUUCCUUGCAUGGAUAUUUUAGCCCAAAUUGAGGCUUAUACAGGCUUGGCCUUCACGAUAUUAUUGAUCAGUAUAUAGCAAAAGCAAUUUGUCGCUAGAAAGCAUUGUAUAGUAAAAUGGUCUAUAAGGCUUAUAGAUGUCUGUAUUCACGAAGUUCAAUCAGAAAUAAGCAUGAGGUUCUGAUGAUGAAUAUUUUGUAGAAUGCUUGAUAGUCAUCAGUGAUGAUUAUGCAGAAAUGUUGCAAGUUACAAAUGAUUUGCCCAUUUUCAGAGGUUUAUCUUUGCUUACAAUGUUUCUGGAAUAGCGUACAGUUCAAUUUGAAUAAUUAUGUGUAAUCACAUUCAUGACUGUUAUAUUUUAUUUUACGAGAUCUGAGCUAUAAGCUUUAGUUUGGGGACUUGAAAUUCUUGAUUCUUAAAUAUAUAUUCAUUUUAAUAUACAAUAUUAUAGUGUAACAUU
Messenger RNA from Strongylocentrotus purpuratus (purple sea urchin), 2294 nucleotides. Its product is annotated as solute carrier family 10 member 6-like. Gene Ontology annotation, biological process: bile acid and bile salt transport. The transcript has 5 exons. Gene Ontology annotation, molecular function: bile acid:sodium symporter activity. Lineage: Eukaryota; Metazoa; Echinodermata; Echinoidea; Camarodonta; Strongylocentrotidae. Gene Ontology annotation, cellular component: membrane. The record is from RefSeq and is a predicted model, not a curated record. Bases 622 to 1722 code for a protein of 366 amino acids.